GUCUAUUUUUGUGAUACUUUUUGUUUGCUUUAUUUAAAGAAUGUUUGAUUUAGAAUGUUCUACAUGUGUAGAUUCUGCAGACCUGCAUCUUGAUUGGUUUGAGAAUAACUGUCUCUGUGGUUUGUGGGUGUGUUUGGUAGGAUAUGCAGUGCGUGACAAUACAGAUGGAACCACCAACAGAAGAGCCAACACCUGCAGGAGGUAUUCGCAGCUGGCUAAGAGGAAUCUGGAACAGAUUUUGUGUCCAGCCAUCAAAUGAGAUGAAACUGCCCGAUGAUAAAAAUCCAUCAAUAGUGUGGGAUCCAGAUAAGAAAAGGUGGACACAUGUAGAUGGAGAUGGAGGAGAUAGCUUGCCCCCACUACGUAGAGCCUCAGAACUCCCCAUAAUGGCACAGAGUGUGUAUCCUGCAUCUGGUUCAAAUGUGGACAGACUGACUGGGCCAGGGAGAGGUAGCAGUUCAAGAGACAUAAUAAUGGAGUACUACUGUAGAAUUGGGUGCAUUCAGGUUUGGAAUUAGUUGUACAGUGUAACCCCUUGUUUUCACUUUUCUUGGAAUUGAUGAAAAUUCAUGUAAAUUUUGGGGAUAGUUUGCAUUACACAAAAUGCAAAAGUCAUAAGCUAAGUAUGAAUAUCACCUUUUCUCUUAAUGAGAGUGCUCAGGAAAUAAGGCAACUAAAUUACUCAGAAUUUUAUGGAAAUUGUUACAAUGUAUAAUUCCCAUGAACAGAAGAUAU
Zootermopsis nevadensis is the source of this 735-nucleotide messenger RNA. Lineage: Eukaryota; Metazoa; Arthropoda; Insecta; Blattodea; Termopsidae. The record is from RefSeq and is a predicted model, not a curated record.